This is a messenger RNA of Erythranthe guttata (spotted monkey flower), 1106 nucleotides long. NCBI's taxonomy places the organism in Eukaryota, Viridiplantae, Streptophyta, Magnoliopsida, Lamiales, Phrymaceae. The record is from RefSeq and is a predicted model, not a curated record.
AUUUCUCCUGCCCCAAUUGCAGGAUGUGAUGCUCUUGCAUGUGCGUUUGAGUCGUUGGCAUUUGGAAGCACUGCUAUGUGUGGGAAGAGUACUUUCUGGUUCUGGGUUAUAUCAGCUGUCCCUUUCUAUUGUGCCACAUGGGAAAGCUACUUUACCAAUACUCUCAUUCUUCCAGUUAUAAACGGACCGACUGAAGGUCUUAUGUUGAUAUACAUGACCCAUUUCUUUACUGCUUUUGUUGGUGCUGAGUGGUGGGCUCAGCCAUUCGGAAAUUCUAUCCCGUUCUUUAGUUGGGUUCCUUUUCUAAAUGGAAUCAUAAUGUAUAAAGCUGUUAUGUUAUUUAUGACAACCUUUGCGGUCAUACCAACAGUCUCAUUCAAUGUACACAAUGUUUACAAGGUCGUUAAAGCAAGAAACGGAAACAUGCUUCUAGCUUUGGCAAUGAUUUAUCCUUUUGUUGUGCUAUUGGGGGGAGUUCUUGUGGGGCACCUCUGGAAUUAUUUAUCUCCCCCCGAUCUAAUGAGGAGUUAUCCUCCUCUUGUAAUAAUAGGUACUGGCCUUGCAUUCGGGUUUCUUGUGGGAAGGAUGAUUCUGGCACACCUAUGCGACGAGCCCAAGGGCUUAAAAACAAACAUGUGCAUGUCUUUGUGUUAUCUGCCAUUGGCCAUUGCAAAUGCUCUCACUGCCCGCCUAAACGACGGAGUUCCGUUAGUUGAUGAGUUCUGGGUUCUUCUUGGUUAUUGUCUAUACACAGUGGUGCUCUAUAUGCAUUUCGCCACGUCAGUGAUUCACGAGAUUACAUCGGCUCUGGGAAUCUACUGUUUCAGGAUAACGAGGAAAGAAGCUUGAGCGUAUUUUGCUACUGCAUUACGCGCCGUAUAUUUUUUUUACGCACAUAUAAUAUUGAAUGCUUCCGGGUUUUUUUUUCGGGCUGAAUAUUUAGACAAAAAAAUAAUUUAUUUAAUUAUGUAGGUGUGGAUUAGGUUUGUUUAGUUAUUCGCUUGUGUAAUCAAGUAUCGUUAUGUAGGGGUUGUAAAAGAAUCGAAAGGCGUGGUGGUUCAAAUUUUUUAAAAGUUGUGUUUGAGCUUGAUUUGAUAAACAUUCAA